Molecule: messenger RNA, 2375 nt
Organism: Magnolia sinica
Lineage: Eukaryota; Viridiplantae; Streptophyta; Magnoliopsida; Magnoliales; Magnoliaceae
Exons: 10
Coding region: 598-2256 (552 amino acids)
Source: RefSeq, a predicted model, not a curated record
AAAAACUCAAAUUUCUGAAAAUUCGAAUCUGAACCCUUCCAUUUUCAUUUUUAUAUGAAAUUUCUGAAAUCUCCCUCCUUCUGAAAUCUCUCUCUCUCUCUCUCUCUCUCUCUCUCUCAGUUCGAUUGAAGAACGAUUCGCUCUGGUUUUCCCGAUUUUCUCUCGUUUUACAGAAUCUGCGAGUCUCUUACAGAAAUUAGGGUUUGAAAAUGCUUUCUUGAAGAAAUUCUAGUUUUUUCCUUCUUCUUCUGAGGUGAGAAUCUGGAAAUUCGAUCUCGUCUUCCUAAAUUUUCAACGAUUUUCUGAUUUUUCUUGAAGAAUUUCCGCGUCUCCACGGUGUUCGCCUGCCGAAAUAUCUGCAAAUUUCCUGGAUUUUCUUUUCCUUCUCUUUGCUUGAAGUUUAGAUUCUUAAUGACAAUUUCCUCAAAUAAUUCGUCAAAAAUGUGUUUUUUUAAGAGUAAUUUAUCAGCAGCAUCGGAUUUUGGUUCUCCUUUUUGAAGAUUUCGCACUUUCUUUGAUUGGUUUUGAUGAAUACGUUUUGGGAAUUUCGUUGCAAAGAUUGAUAUUUUAGAACGAAAUUUUGAGAAGAAGAGAAGCAUGGCUGGGGGUAAAGUGGAGGUGAUUGAUAGUAAAGGCUGCUCAAGGUUUUUAGUUGGGAUUUCUUCUUCUUUUCCUUCUUUGGGAAGCUCACAUUCCUUCGAGCCAAUGUCACCAGCUUCUUCGGCUGUGUCAGAUCAUACCGUCCGAGGCAGUGGGCCGUUCUCCGGUCUGGUCAUAUGCGUUACAGGAUUGUCUAAAGAGGCAAGAAAGCAAGUAAUGGCUGCUACAGAAAGAUUAGGUGGUCAAUACAGUCCUGUUUUGCAUCCACAAUGUACUCAUCUAGUGGUCCAGAGCUUUGGCGGACGUAAGUUAGAACAUGCUCUGAAGCAUGGAUCGAAGAAUGGCCUCUAUGUUGUGACCUUGGGCUGGUUUGUAGAUAGUGUAAGGAGGAAUGUUAGGUUAAGUGAAUCACUUUACAAUGCGAAAAGUGUUGGGGAAAAUGGUUUGCCAGUUGGGGAAUGGAAUCAGCUCGUUGGGUUUGCGGCCAAUGAAAAUUCCUGUCUUCCCUCUAUGUUUCGUGAAGAUAACAAAGCACCCACCAUGACUUGGCAACCACAUCUACAGCAUUCUGGAAAAGAAUCUAGCGGGAAUAAGGGGCCUGUUCUUGCCAGUUACUGCAUAUACAUCGAUUCAAAUGUUUCGACUGAGAUGCAGAAGAAGGUUACUGAUGCAGCAGCUGGAGAAGGUGCAGCGAUUUUGGAUCACUGGUUCAUUGGUUGUAGGGCAAGUCAUGUAGUUUGUGAAGGUCCUUCUAUCCGGAGAUAUAUUGGCCACACUAACAAUCUUGUUACUCCACUAUGGAUCCUGAAAACAGUAAAGGAAAAACACAUGCAAAGGCUUGUUCACAUGUCUGUUGACCUAGCUAGGCAGGUCGGCGUGAUGCUUGAAAAUGCUCAAAAUUGUGUUUCAGACCAGGACAUGAAUAGGCAAGGUGGGGCACAAGAUGCUCUGAAUUCAAUGGAGCCCCUACCACACAGAAGAACUAAACAAAGCCUUGAAAAGAAGCAACAGAUUGUAGAUUUGGCAAAGAUGGGAGUUCGAACCCGCCGUGGCCGUCGUAUGCAAUCAUGUCAAACACCCAUCCGUCCAAUCACUCCAAGCAGCCUUUUGGAGUCUAUCUGCUGGUCGAUAUCCGAGCCGACCUCGACUGCUUGUAUAUACACAGACUCCUCUCUGAUUGAUGAUGUUGUGGAACAACAUACCUCCGAGUUCUUCGACGCUAGAGCGGAUGGAAGGGAUUCAGAAGCGCUGUUUGCCAAUUUCUCACGUCCUCUUAGAGAAAGCGAGAGAGGGGAGGUGAUCUUUAAGAACCACUUUCUUACAAUAUUGUUUCCAAUCGAUCGGUUUGGUGAAAUGGGACCAUCUUCGAGAACGUUCUUCGGUGACAGUGGUUUUACGUGUUUACAAGUAUUGGAUCACAUCUAUGCAUUUUACCAGGACAAUAUGUCAGCGGAUGAAAUAGACGCAGCCAUCGACACCGACUCCAGGCAUGCCGACUGCCUCCUGUUGAUCUAUGCCAGUAAAGAAUCGGUGGAAUGUGGAUUUGUGCCUUUCAAACGGAUAGAUUUCUUGGGCAGUCGAAGAAGCUUCGAGAUGCUGAAGCGUGUCAAUGGCGACAACAAUAGCAAUGUAUACGAACUGUUGAUCAGAGCAUGAGUUUGCCGGGGCCCACGAUUGUGGGGGUUCAAGAAGGGUUGAACACAUUGGCAUCUGCUUUCUCACAUACGCCAAACUUGCAUGUAUAAAGAUGGUUGAAUGAUAGAGAAGAAAGGCAA